Messenger RNA from Cinclus cinclus, 612 nucleotides. RefSeq names its product ADP ribosylation factor like GTPase 11 (gene ARL11). Lineage: Eukaryota; Metazoa; Chordata; Aves; Passeriformes; Cinclidae. Bases 7 to 612 code for a protein of 201 amino acids. Gene Ontology annotation, cellular component: cytoplasm. The record is from RefSeq and is a predicted model, not a curated record. The transcript has a single exon. Gene Ontology annotation, biological process: intracellular protein transport; vesicle-mediated transport. Gene Ontology annotation, molecular function: GTP binding; GTPase activity.
AUCUUGAUGGGGAAGCUGAUCUCCAAAGGCUGGAGGAAAAGAGAUGCUCGGGUUAUCAUGCUGGGGCUCGACUUUGCUGGCAAAUCCACCCUUCUGUGCAAACUGAAGAGCAGCCAGGCUGUGGAGACCUGCCCCACGGUGGGAUUCAAUGUGGAGUCUCUGAAGACACCCUGUGGCGUAUCCUUCACCCUCUGGGAUGUUGGUGGACAAGACAGCCUGCGGGCCAGCUGGCCAAACUACCUGGAGGACAUCAACACCCUCGUCUUCGUGCUUGACAGCUCAGACAUGGCCCGGCUGGCCGAAGCAAUGGCAGCACUGGAGGAGGCCCUGAGCCACCCCGGUAUGGCUGGCAUCCCUGUGCUCCUUCUGGCCAACAAGCAGGAUGUGCCAGGAGCGCUGGCACCUGCCAAGCUGGGGGAGAUGCUGCGGCUGGGGGGGCUGGCAAGGCACCGCUGGAUGCUCCGGGGGUGCAGUGCCCACACUGGUCAGGGCCUGCAAGAAGUCCUGGCCAUCCUGGGAAUGCUGCUGCGGGGCUCAGAGCAGAGCUCCCUAUCCCAGGAGCAGCCCAUCACGGGGCUGGCAGAGAGGAGGCAAGCUCCAGAGCAAACCUGA